AUGACCUGGGUCGGCGCAGGUAAAUACUACGAAGUCGAACCCGACGGGCUUAAGAUGAAGACGGUGGUAGGCGGCAACGGCAAAUACUUCUUCACGCCUUCUCAGCUGCGCGAAGCAUACCCCGCCAUCGCUGAGGAAGCCAUCGCAUACACGGCAACGGGACCUCGGGGCGACUAUUGCCAGGUCGUCAUCGAUCAAGUGCACGACAAUAUAGUGCGGCUCCGCGGACGCUACGGCGACAAUGGCGGACACGGAUGCAAGCUCCUGCACGGCAAGACACUGGGGUGGGACAGAAAGGAUUGGGGCCGGCAGUACCUCCACCUCAAUGGGCCACUUACGGUGGUGUCCAUCCCGGCGCCCCGAGACGAGCGGGGGAAGCUGCUGAGUAAUGAGGAGCUGCAGGAGAGACACAGGAUGGCAAUGGCGGAGGGAAAGCCCCUCCGAUGGAAGAAGGUCUGGGUUAGCGAGAAUGAGCCCCAGUACCGCAUCGACGACGGAAAGGAUGACCGGACCAGUAGAGCAUAA
This is a messenger RNA of Trichosporon asahii var. asahii CBS 2479, 525 nucleotides long. RefSeq lists its product as uncharacterized. The coding region runs from base 1 to 525 and encodes 174 amino acids. The transcript has a single exon. The record is from RefSeq and is a predicted model, not a curated record. NCBI's taxonomy places the organism in Eukaryota, Fungi, Basidiomycota, Tremellomycetes, Trichosporonales, Trichosporonaceae.